AUGGCAAGAGAGUCGGGAGCCGAGUUCUUGAUCAUGGAAGGGUCAAGAAUUGGUGUGAGAGUCCGGUCAGGGUUACUGUGUGUUUCUCUGACGCGGAUAUCACGGUUCUUGUUUCGAGAGGGUCGGUUACAAAGAUGGACUAACCUCGGCCUUGAUGUGUUCUUGGCCUUGAGGAUGGACCGUCGAUGGUGUCCAAUCAACUUCAAGAAGGACGUUGGAAUCUACUAUCUACGGAAGGACACACUAAACUGGUGGGAGAGUGUGGAUCGACAAAAAGGCCAGUAUGUCAAUACUUGGGAGAAGUUCAAACUCGAGUUUGAGCAGAAGUAUUUUCCACCAGAAGCACGAGAUCGUCUAACUCAAGAAUUUCUGAGAUUGGAGCAAGGCGAGAAGAGUGUACGAGCCUAUGAAGCGGAGUUUAUGAGGUUACAAAGGUAUGCCUCAUACUGUAACGAGGAUGAUAAAGCCCUGGUGAGACAAUUCAUGCAAGGCUUAAAACCGGAGAUAGGAGGUCGACUACAACCUGUCACUUUCACCAUCCCUCAUGAAGUGGUAGAGAGAGCGGUGAAUGUAGAGACAUAUCUACAAAAGGAGAAAGCGGCGUGGAACAAAAGGAAAAUGGAGUUCAACGCGACAACCAAGUCAAAGAAGGGAGGUCAAUCUUCUAACCAAAGAAAACCCCACAAGGGUAAUCAGAAGUCUGGAAAUGGAGAUCGAGGAUGCUACACAUGCGGAGAAAAGGGACAUUUCUCAAGAAAUUGUCCCCGUGUCUUCAAGUCAGCAGAAUCUCUCAUGCACGUCAAAUGCUAUCUUUGUGGCGAAUUUGGGCAUUACGCCACUAGUUGUCCCAACAGAGUUGUUGGAACAGCAGGAGGAUCCGGCAAACAAAACGCACCACCCCGACCAAUGAAAGAAUCCCCGACUAAGCGUCUAACUUCUUCGGGUAAGGUGUAUGCUUUAGAAGCAGGACCAUCAAACCCGUCGGGAUCAAACCAAGGUCCCAUCACAGGAACAAUAUGUGUAGGUGGUAUCCUGACACAUGUUUUGUUCGAUUCGGGAGCGACACAUAGCUUUGUGACUCCCGAAGUAGCAUCUUCUUUUGGUGACGCUUAUAGGAUAAGAUUGUGA
Molecule: messenger RNA, 1128 nt
Organism: Microthlaspi erraticum
Lineage: Eukaryota; Viridiplantae; Streptophyta; Magnoliopsida; Brassicales; Brassicaceae
Source: the annotation of a GenBank genome assembly